This is a messenger RNA of Oncorhynchus nerka (sockeye salmon), 2132 nucleotides long. Its product is annotated as complement C1r subcomponent-like. Bases 147 to 1997 code for a protein of 616 amino acids. The record is from RefSeq and is a predicted model, not a curated record. Gene Ontology annotation, molecular function: serine-type endopeptidase activity. The transcript has 9 exons. Gene Ontology annotation, biological process: proteolysis. NCBI's taxonomy places the organism in Eukaryota, Metazoa, Chordata, Actinopteri, Salmoniformes, Salmonidae.
UUUAGACUCUUUAGUCAAACUCCCCACGAAAACAAACAGUCAGCUACAGUAACUGGAAGGCUGAGAGGCUGUGAUAUACAGAGUGAGGUUUUCAGGUCUUAUACAGCAGGUUAAUUCACCAUAGUCUCUCCUGUCCAAUCACAGUCAUGGACUGGGUCUAUUCAACACUCUGGCUGCUGGGUGUGUCUGUGUGUGAGUUUUGGGUUCCAGUCUCUUCUGCAGUGAUUGGCUGUGGGGAACCUGAACCGUUGCCGAAUGGAAGGGUGACGUUCAUAUCUGGCUCUCAGAACCAGCACCUCUCAGUCAUUCAGUACCAAUGCAAUGCGCAGUUCUACAGUCUUCCUGAAGGACAUAACGGAAACUUCACAUGCUCAUCAGACGGAAAAUGGAAAGACCGCCUGAACAGCUCACUGAUUCCUCAAUGUAUCCCAGUGUGUGGUUGUCCUACAGUGAAACUUUCAGGAUUUGGAAGGAUUUUGGGGGGAAAGCCAGCUCCAGCUGGAUCCUUCCCCUGGCAGGUGUUGUUGACAGGUAAUGGUAGAGGAGGAGGGAUAGUGGUCGGGGACCGCUGGAUCAUGACUGCAGCACAUGUCCUGGAUCUAUAUCGCAGGGAAUUUCCUAGGGUAUAUGUUGGACACAACAAUGUGGAAAUGCUCAUCCAGUCUCCACCUCUUGAGGUCGCCUCUCUCCAUAUUCACCCUGAAUACAACAAUAUAGGUGAUGUAAACUACGACCAUGACAUCGCCCUGAUCCAUCUCAAACAUCCAAUCACAUUCAAUGCUCAUAUCAUGCCACUGUGUCUGCCAGCAAAGGACGCUAAAUAUCCGACUGGGCGGAAUGGCUUAAUUUCAGGAUUUGGCUACAAAGAGUUUGAUAUGGCUACCAAUAACCUCAUGUAUGUUCCUCUACCUGUGGUGAACCAGACAAUCUGUAGAAAAUCUAUUGAGAAGGUGAAAAAUGAAACAAAUCUCAGUCUAACAGACAACAUGCUCUGUGCUGGGAAUUCUGAGGGAGGCAAGGACUCCUGUACGGGAGACAGUGGAGGAGCGUACAUCCUGAAGGAGGGUGAUUAUUUCUGGGCAGCAGGGAUCGUUAGCUGGGGGAUUAACUGUGGAAAGCCUGGACAAUAUGGGGUUUACACCCGUGUGGCUAACUACGUAGACUGGAUCAAGAAGACCAUAGAGGAGGAAGAGCAAAAAACAAUCUGUGGAAGACCGAUGGUGUCCAUAGAAAUACACCAAAGGAUUCUGGGAGGAGAGGUAGCUCCAAAAGGAACAUUUCCCUGGCAGAUGCUUCUCAGUGUGGAAGGAGGCCGAUCAGGAGGGAUGGUCAUCGGGGACAGGUGGAUCCUGACUGCUGCUCAUGGCCUGGUGCAUCAACAUAACAACCAAGUCAUCAAGAAGAGUGAAGUUAUGGCAUACGUUGGCGACAACAAUGUGGAAAACCUCCUUCAGUCUCCACCUCUUGAAGUGGCCUCUCUCCAUCCUCACCCUGGGUACAGUAACACAGACGGUUUAUCCUUCAACCACGACAUUGCCUUGAUCAAGCUUCAACACCCACUCACAUUCAGUAGUUCCAUCAUGCAGGUGUGUCUGCCUGCAAAGGGUGCUGAAUACUCCACUGGAAGAGUUGGCUGGGUUUCAGGGUUUGGCCUCAAAGAUGAUGAUGAAAAGCCCAGUUACCUCAGAUAUGUCCGGAUUCCCCUGGUGGACCAGGUGAAGUGCAGAAGCUCUAUUGAUGAGGUGAGGAAGAAGAAGAGAGAAGCCCCUGAUUUGACAGACGGCAUGUUCUGUGCCGGGUUACCAGAGGGUGGAAAGGACACCUGUGCAGGGGAUGGUGGAGGGCCGUAUGUCCUGAAGUAUGGGGGAGUUUUCUGGGCAGCAGGGAUCGCCAGCUGGGGAAUUGACUGUGGAGAACCAGGCCAAUAUGGGGUCUACACCCGUGUAGCUAACUAUGUAGAAUGGAUCGAGAAGACGAUGGAGGAGAAUCGAAAUUAGGGCUGUAUAAAUUAUGCAAGAAAUGUUUGAGUUUGUCGAGGAUAGCAGCAAAUAUACAAUAUAAACACAAGAUAUGUUUUUUAUUGAAUUAAGGGUUUUCUGUAACUGGAGCAUAUUAAAUACAUGUUGUCUGUU